Sorghum bicolor (sorghum) is the source of this 1667-nucleotide messenger RNA. RefSeq lists its product as uncharacterized. The coding region runs from base 165 to 1409 and encodes 414 amino acids. The record is from RefSeq and is a predicted model, not a curated record. The transcript has 2 exons. Lineage: Eukaryota; Viridiplantae; Streptophyta; Magnoliopsida; Poales; Poaceae.
UGCACUCACGCGGUCACGGUACGAAGCAAAUAUCCAUUUCCUGCACAGAGCUAGCACAGCAAAGAAGCAAAGAAGGGGAUUCUUUCCUUCAUGGUUGAAGCUCCUCUCUAACCCAAACUCAAGAAGACUGCAUUUACGAUUCUGAAGAAGCCGAAAAUACGGUCAUGGAUUCGAAGAAGGUGUAUGUUUGGUCCCUACCUUUGACGCCAGAGGUGAUCCUCAGUUUUGUGAGUUCCCAAGUGGCGUUACUGAUGCAGUCCUAUAAAGAGCACGAGCUGUAUGUCACCACCGUUAUCAUUCCGCUAGUUAUUUUGUACAUGAACGCGUGCUCAUUCGUCAACCUGGGAUUGCCAUUGCCACUGUCUCCUCUCAACUUCUUGCCUGCUAAGAAAGUCUGGAUCUACAUCGAGACGGCAAUCGUCGUGGUGAUAUCUUACGUGUCACUACUGAUAGUCAGCUGGAGCUACAUCUGGCUCGUUGUCUUCCCCAUCAUCGCCAUCGGCUUCAUCGUCGCGCUGUGUAGUGAGCUCAGUCAUCAGGAUCAGGCCGGCGGAUCACAUUCACAGGAGCAGAGCAACGAAGGUGAAGGUGAUGAAGCUACUGCACCUGUGGGGAAAAAGGCAGAGGGGCUGGAGGCAGUAGCACUGGUGCCGUACUGGGCGCUUUGCAUGAUGGGCCACUUUCACGCAGACAAAUUCACCGUCUCCCAGUUCCUUCUCUUCUUCAGUUUCAUGCUCGGGGCACUCACCAUGAUGAUGACUCGCCUGGUGGGGCUGGCCACGGUCCAUCGUGGCAUCGCGCCGGCGUCCGAGCUGCUCCGGAAGGCCUCGCUCGUGGUGCUGCUAGUGGCGGUGCACGCCAUGGCCGCGGAGCUGCUGGGAGAGAACGCGCUGCUCUUCUGCCUGCCGGAGAUCGUGCCAGUGCUGCUGUGGCUCAGCGUUCGCCUCGACUGUCAUGACGGCGCCAUCAUCACUGGUGCCGACAGGAUCAAGCUGGGCAUGGACAGCAGAGUGGUCAAUCUGCUCGGCGCGGCGGCAGCUGCAGUGUUGGCGGCCAUGCUAGCGGCGGGCUACAUGGACGAGUCCGUGCUCUACUGGUGCGGCAAGGCGUUGGUGUCUUGUGCUGUUUCAGCCCUUCUAACCUUGUACAUUGUUUUCAUGCUGUGCCAGUGGCCAGGAGGACAACGCGAUGGCACGCUAGUCACAGUCACAGCCGCCUCUUUGUUGCAGGAGGCAAUCCAGCUUCUCAACUCAUGGGCAAAAGUUUUGCUGGCAGCGGUGGCUACGCUGCUAGUAUUGACAACUCUAGCUGCUUUCCAACUAGUUCUACUGCAAGAACUGGCGGCCUCUGCAACAGCCGACCAAAUUCUUCAACGACUAGGUCAAAAAUUCCUCCAGUCCAUAAUUUAAUUGUGAAAUGGAACAAAAAUUACUAAUUUGUUCAGUUAGACAUAUGAUUUAUCCCGGUGUAACCUUCUCGAUGGAUUGUAUCAAUGAGCACCGAAACUAAUAAGAUUGUGUAAAAACUCCUGGACACAAAAUUGCUAUUCUAGCUAAACAUGUGGCUUUGUUAAAAUAGGAUUUCUAAUGUUGACAUCGUUAAAACGACAUCUGAAACAUUUGUACUUUGUUUUCUAUGACAUUUAAUAUAUUAAGUAUCUUUUCUUA